UCCAUGCUUCUGGCCGGCUGUGUACUGAGGCUGUAGGGGGGUGCUGAGGGGGCCCUGGGUGCCAGGCAGAGGAACAAGUGGGCUGUGACAGAUUGGGGAAGGGAACGGAACUCAGAGCAGCUGGCUGAGUUACCCAGGGCCAGACAGCUAACGAGGGGCAGAGCCAGGAUCCAAACUCAGGAGCUGCUUGGAGAUGCUGCUGCCGCUACUGCUGUGCCUCCUGCUGUGCCUCCUGCUGCUGCCGCUGGCCGUGCUCUGGCGGCGGUGGCCGUCCCAGGAUGCCAGGCUGUCCUGGCUGGUCCAUCUCCAGCACCGUGUGGCAUGGGGGGCCCUGUGCUGGGCAGCCGCCUGGCAGCGGAAGAGCCUAGUGCAGAGCACGCUGCACGCGGGCCAGAGCCAGCAGCGGGCCCUGAGGCGGUGUCUGCAGGGAGCCCAGAGUCCCCACUGUCCCCUCAGGGGGAGCACAGAUAUAGGCGUCUUCCAGAAUCAUCUCCCUCUGACCAAGGCCAGCCAGCUCCAGGAGGAAGAAAGCGGAGUGCAGCUCUUGCCUCCUAUCUCAAACCAGUACCGUGGGGAGGUCUCUCUGCAGGCCACCUUGCUGGGUCUGGCAGCCCUAAAAAAGACCUGCCCAGAAGUGCUGGCUCCAGGAGGCACGGCCCGUGUGACCCCUUCCUCCCCUUGGCCCCACCCCCUCCCUUGGCCUUGGCAUGCCCUGGGCCAGUUGGGCCCUGCUGGAGCCAAGGACCCUAGGGCCCUGCUGCUGGAGGCACUGAGGUCCCCGGGGCUGCGGGCUCUGGAAGCUGGCACGGCGGUCGAGCUCCUAGACGUCUUCUUGGGCCUGGAGGCCGAUGGCGAAGAGCUGGCUGAGGCAUUAGCUGCUGGGAACCCAGGAGCAUCUCUCCCCAGACGGGCAGCUGAGCUGCGGGAGGCCCUGGAGCAGGGACCCCGAGGACUGGCCCUUCGGCUCUGGCCAAAGCUUCAGGUGGUGGUGACUCUGGAUGCAGGAGGCCAGGCUGAGGCUGUGGCUGCCCUGGGGGCCUUGUGGUGCCAAGGGCUAGCCUUCUUCUCACCUGCUUAUGCUGCCUCUGGAGGGGCGGUGGGCCUGAGUCUGUGGCCAGAGCAGCCCCAUGGCCUGUACCUUCUGCCCCCUGGAGGCCCCUUUAUUGAGCUGCUCCCACUCAAGGAAGGAACCCGGGAAGAGGCUGCCCCCACCGUCCUACUGGCCGAAGCCCAGAAGGGCAAGGAGUACGAACUGGUGCUGACUAACCACACCAGCCUCACCAGGUGCCGCCUGGGUGACGUGGUCCAGGUGGUUGGUGCCUACAAUCAGUGUCCGGUCGUCAGGUUCAUCUGCAGGCUGGGCCAGACCCUGAGUGUUCGAGGCGAAGACACUGGUGAGGACGUGUUCUCUGAGGCCUUGGGCCGGGCGGUGGGGCAGUGGCCAGGGGCCAGGCUGUUGGACCAUGGCUGUGUGGAGAGCAGCAUUCUGGAUUCCUCCGAGGGUUCUGCUCCCCACUAUGAGGUGUUUGUGGCACUGAAGGGGCUAAGGAACUUGUCGGAGGAAAAUCGAGACAAGCUUGACCACUGUCUUCAGGAAGCCUCCGCUCGCUACAAGUCCCUGCGGUUCCGGGGCAGCGUGGGCCCUGCCCGAGUCCACCUGGUGGGGUGGGGGGCCUUCAGAGAACUGCGGGCAGCCCUUGCUGCCUGCCCCUCAGCCCCCUUCCCUCCCGAGAUGCCCCGGGUCCUCAAGCACAGGCACCUGGCCCAGUACCUGCAGAGGAGGGUGGUGUCCUGAGCUGAGGCCUCUGCCCGCUGCCCUGUCCACCCUCACGGGCCGCCUCGCUCUUUCCUCUGGGGCCCCUCUGGAUGGGGAGCCCUUGGCCAGGGUCUUCGAGUGUCAGCUGACGGUUGCCCAUCAGAGCUGCUGGGCCUUGGGGAGGCCCGACCUAGUCUGUCAGUUCUGAGGAGUGGACUUCAGGGAUAGAGCAGACACCAGCAGUGCCCCAUCUGGAGCCCCCCGGCCCACCCUGGAAGAUCCUGGGGUUCCAGUCCAUGCUGACAGUGCCUGUGUCUCUCAGCCCGUGCACCAGGCAGGCUGGAAGUGUUGGGAGUUAAUGCUCUCAGGAGUGACCCUCAGUCAGCAAGGAACAGGAGCUGGUGAUCACAGACCUCAGCUUCAUCGUCCCUCAGUGGGACAACUCUGAAGUGUAUUCUGGAUUGUCUCCCUCGGAGGGUCACCACCAGUUGCCCACAGCGGUAACCCUCUCAUUAACAAAGUUCUUCUUGGUUUUCCUUCUGCCCCUCCCAUCCCUACUCCCUUAUAUGCUUUCUUGGAUCACCGCCCAAAUAAACCUCUUGCGCCCAG
Messenger RNA from Lipotes vexillifer (Yangtze River dolphin), 2365 nucleotides. RefSeq names its product GH3 domain containing (gene GHDC). The record is from RefSeq and is a predicted model, not a curated record. Lineage: Eukaryota; Metazoa; Chordata; Mammalia; Artiodactyla; Lipotidae. Bases 194 to 1795 code for a protein of 533 amino acids. Gene Ontology annotation, molecular function: acid-amino acid ligase activity. The transcript is spliced from 10 exons. Gene Ontology annotation, cellular component: cytoplasm.